Molecule: messenger RNA, 2962 nt
Organism: Moneuplotes crassus
Lineage: Eukaryota; Ciliophora; Spirotrichea; Euplotida; Euplotidae
Source: the annotation of a GenBank genome assembly
AUGAACAGACACAGAACAAAAAAGCCUAAGCCAAAAUCUCUCUUUAAGCAUUUUAAAAAGCUUAAUAACAGAAUUAUCAUUCUCACAGAUGUUCUUGAGAAGGAGGUUGAUUCCUCUAAGGCAUCACAAAAGGGCAAGAUUAACAUAAACCGUCACUCCAGAAUCAAGAGUAUAGACUCUUAUAUAGAUCAAGCGAAUCAGAGGAAGUUGUCCCUCACUCAUGAAUCCAAGAAGAAGACAAGACAAAAACUUAGGAAAUUAAGAAACAGAAAGGUCAGUAAUUGCUUGGAAGAACAAAAAUUAAUUGAAGAUAUGAAAUUAAUAAAGCUACCUGAAAAGAACGCCAAACCGAAGUUACACAUCUGGCCUAGCUUUAAUACUGAUGAGGAGUUGUUGUCUGAGAAUACCAAUGAGUUCCUCAGAUUUGAUUUCAAAUAAAUAAGCCUAUUAUACAAAACAAGGUGCUUGUCAGAGAAAAUUUUAUGCAAAGGAACGUUAGAAAUAUAAAAAGACCAAUCACGUCUAAAUCAAGGAAUGGUAAACCCCUUCAUUCAAGAUUUGUCAGUGGGAGUAGCAUAGAUCACCAAAAGCAUCAGAAGAAGUUUACUGGUGGUGCUAAUAUUAAGACCUGCUUCUCACCAAAUGGAAGAAAUAAUCCCAAAAAGAGACUUCUCUCAGCUGAAAAUAGUGAGGGGAGGAACAACUAUCAUAAUGAAACUAUGUUCAGUGUGAAUAUUUCUACUGGGGAUAAGAACUCAUUAUUUUCUCCUCAAAAUUACAUGUCUCAAGCCAGCUCUGAUGGUAAUACCAAAGAAUCUCCAAAGAGAUAUUUUGUAAGGAAAUAGAAUGAAGAAAGUAUUGCUUUUAAGUAAGCAAUUUUCUGAAGAUAAACUGAGUGUACCUGAUAUGAUGAAGUCACAAAAUAGUAUAAUUAUUGAUAAAACUCCAAAUGAUAUUGACUAUGUAUUUACCAAUCAACAAAUUAAGCAGCUGAUUAGUGUUAGGAGCGAAGAUUUUGGCUGAAAUUAUUCAGAUUUUCAAAAGGAACUAAUGCAGAAAAUCGUUCACAAAUAACUGAAGAAACUCUAUAAUCAGGUUAAACAAUCUCAAAUUUGGCUUGAAAAGUUUAGAAUAUCUAUCUGAUCUAAUGUAUUUCUCAAAAAGAAUCUCUAGACUGUAUUUGAGCAAUAACUCGAUUGGGGAUCAAGGAGUAGAGAAGAUAUCAAAAUUUCUGAAAGGAUACAAUGAUUUAGUACAUCUAGAUAUUUCUUCAAACAAAAUUACACCCGGUGGUUUUAUCAAACUGUUUGAUGCAUUGCUCAAAAAUAUUACUCUAGUGUCUCUGGAUUUGUCUAAUAGAAAUAAUGUUAAUAAGAACAGGCUUGGAGAAGAAGGAGCAAAAGCAUUGGGAAAUUUAUUGGAAUCAAAUAAAAUGAUCCAAAUUCUUGAUCUAUCAAUGCUAUCGAUUCAGGAUUAUCAUAUGAAAGAACUCUCAAAUUCGAUAGUAGCCUCAGAUAACUUGGUUUCUCUCAGGUUGAGCAAUAAUGAAUUAAGCUUUAAAUCUAUGAGCUCAAUAUGACAUUUGUUUUCUUGAAACUAUCUUCAAAAACUUGAUAUUUCAUAUAAUACAGUUUUCACUGAUAAUUCAAUGGCAAUAUUUUGAAAGCAUUUGAAACACCAGAAAAAAAAUUUAAAAGUGCUUAAAAUAAAAUAAUUGAGGAAAAAUCACCCCAUUUUUCUUCAAAAUCCUCUCUCAAAACCGCUACCUAACCCAAAUCUCCCUAUCCCACAACGAUCUCCACACCAUCCCCCUCCAAACACUCAAACCCUUCCUCUAAUCUCCACCAACCUCACCCACAUAUCCAUCUCCCACUGCCGCUUAGACGACGCUCACAAACUCUGUAUCCUAAAAUACCUCCCUAAAAACCCACUCAUAAAACGUGUUGACCUCGAAGGCAACAAUUUUUCCUUCACAGAAAAAUCCUUAUUGGCAAAAUACACUCCUAAAGAAUCCAGGAAUUAUAGAAUCGACGAAGAGAUUAUUCCAAGUCUCUUAAAAGUCCAUCGCUUAAAGAACAGCAAAAUCCAGGUCCCUACCAUAAAUCUUGGCGAUGCUGGGGCCAUCGAAGAGCUUGGCGAAGUCAAAAAGGAAAAGACUCAAGAGAAAUUAAUGGACAGGAUCAGGCUAAGAGUCAGAAAAAUGUAUGGGCCUGAAGAGAAAGCGAUCCAGGGCAGAACAGAAGAUUAUGAUGAAGUAGAGAUGAUGUUUAAGACGGUGAUUUGUGAGCACCAAGCUGAACAUAGGGAACAAGUUGAGUAUUCGAAGAGAAAUGAGAAGCUGUUUGAGGAUAUUACAAGAGAUAUUGAACGAUUGAAGAAGCAGUAUGGGUAUAUAGAUGGGAAGUGGACAAUGCCAAAGCGACAGGAAGAAAUAAAAUAAGUUAGAAGAAGAACAAGAAAAUAUGAAAAAUCGGCUUAGAGAAGCCAAAGAGCAAUAAUACAUGGAAAUUGAACAUAAAGCUAGAGUAGUUGAAAGAAGAAAAAUACAAAUAGAAAACAAAGAAAGGAUGAAACAAUCACUCUUAAAACAACAGAUAGAUAAAAUAGAAGACAGGGACUAUUAUUCAGAUGAACUUGAGAAAAAUAAGCUUGAUCACGAAGUAGCGAUAUCAAAACUUCAAAAAGAGCUGGAUGUUCAGACCCAAAGCUUCUAUAACAUAAAAUCAGAGUACCUCUUUCUUGAAAAACAAGUACAAGAUGUGAAGAAGGAAAUAGAAAUGCUAAAGAAAAAGAAUAAGAAAUCAUCCAAGAAAACUAAAGACAAAAGCAAAGAUAAUCUCUAUGAAAGACAGUUAGCUAUGAGGCAAGUUUCAAAUGUUGCUUCACCCAAAGAGCAAGGGUCAUCUGGCCCACUCCAACUUGGCUCAAAGAAGAAGAGUAGAGGUAGACCAAAGGCAAAGAA